UUUCACAACGUAUGACAAUACUUUCUGUAUUGUUGAGAAUAUAUGAAAAAAAUUUUCGUAACCAAAAUUAUAUUAUGUUAAAAUCAGGUAUAUAUACCAAUGAAAAUAAAAAAUCUUAUGAAUAUCCAAAUAAAGAAAUAUAUACACGAACACAUUUUUCGUUGAAAAAACCAAAAGAUAAUUAUUUGGAUAAUUUAAAAAAAGGUUGUAUUGGGAGUUCUGCUACAUGUGGACUUUCAUCUAUGAUUACAGGAAGUUGUGGUGUUAAUUUUGGUGUUAUUGCAGCUAAAGUGGCAACUUUUAGUGCAGACUUUUAUCCCUUAUGGUAUGGCUUUU
Messenger RNA from Plasmodium gaboni, 336 nucleotides. NCBI's taxonomy places the organism in Eukaryota, Apicomplexa, Aconoidasida, Haemosporida, Plasmodiidae. The record is from the annotation of a RefSeq genome assembly.